Bubalus bubalis (water buffalo) is the source of this 981-nucleotide messenger RNA. Its product is annotated as olfactory receptor 1S1-like. Lineage: Eukaryota; Metazoa; Chordata; Mammalia; Artiodactyla; Bovidae. The transcript has a single exon. Gene Ontology annotation, biological process: G protein-coupled receptor signaling pathway. Bases 34 to 981 code for a protein of 315 amino acids. Gene Ontology annotation, molecular function: olfactory receptor activity; G protein-coupled receptor activity. The record is from RefSeq and is a predicted model, not a curated record. Gene Ontology annotation, cellular component: membrane.
ACUUUGUGUUCCUUUCUCCAGAUCAGCAGAAAUAUGCAUCAAGGAAACCAAACAAGUGUCUCUGAAUUCCUCCUCCUGGGACUCUCCACCCAACCUGAGCAGCAGGAGCUCCUCUUUGCGCUUUUCCUGGCUAUGUACCUGGCCACCGUGGUGGGGAACGGGCUCAUCAUUCUGGCCAUCGGCUUGGACUCUUACCUUCACACCCCCAUGUACCUCUUCCUCGCCAACCUAGCCUUUGCUGAUAUUUCCUCCAUUUCCACCUCAGUCCCCAAAAUGCUGAUGAAUAUUCAGACCAAGAGUCCAUCCAUCUCCUAUGAGAGCUGCAUCACACAGAUGUAUUUUUCUAUUGUCUUUGUUGUCAUUGACAACUUCCUCUUGGGGGUCAUGGCCUGUGACCGCUUUGUGGCUAUCUGCUGCCCUCUGAACUACACGGCCAUCAUGGGACCCGGGCUCUGCCUUUGGCUGACUGCCAUCCCCUGGGUCCUCAGUAAUGCUGUCGCCCUGACACAUACCCUUCUGCUCCUUCGACUGGUCUUCUGUGAUGGCAAUGCCCUCCCGCACUUCUUCUGUGACUUGGCCCCGCUGCUCAGGCUGUCCUGCUCAGACACGAUGGCCAAUGAGCUCGUGCUCUUUGUCGUGGGCUCAUCGGUCGUCACCCUGCCCUUUGCCCUCACCCUCAUCUCCUAUGUCUGCAUUGUCAGGGCUGUCCUGAGACUCUCACUCACAGAGGGGCGGUGGAAAGCCUUCUCCACCUGUGGCUGUCACCUGACAGUUGUGUUCCUCUUCUAUGGGACCAUCGCAGGGGUCUACUUCUUCCCUUCAUCCUCUGACCCUGACAACAGAGACAAGAUUGGGGCGGUACUGUUCACCGUGGUGAUCCCCAUGAUGAACCCCUUCAUCUACAGCCUGAGGAACAAGGACAUGAAAGGGGCCCUGAGGAGACUCCUCCAUGGGAAAAGGGCUCUCCCUGUGAUGCCCUGA